Molecule: messenger RNA, 1698 nt
Organism: Colletotrichum siamense
Lineage: Eukaryota; Fungi; Ascomycota; Sordariomycetes; Glomerellales; Glomerellaceae
Gene: dotC-9
Product: Efflux pump dotC
Exons: 9
Coding region: 1-1698 (565 amino acids)
Biological process (GO): transmembrane transport
Molecular function (GO): transmembrane transporter activity
Source: RefSeq, a predicted model, not a curated record
AUGAACGAGAAACCUGAUCCAGCUGACAGCAGCCCUCGGGAGGCUGGGGGCAUCAUUACCAACACCCCCGAGAGCUCCCAGACGCCGGAGACUGUGAUGGAAUCGCCAACGUCCACAGACAAAAAAUCAGAGGCGCACACGUUCAACGAGCAGACAAAUUACGUGUCGAAGGUCAAAGUCAUCACGAUUUUCCUGGCAUGCGCCAGCGUAGACCUGGUAGCGCUCAUGGACCAGACCACCCUGGCAGCUAGCUUGUCUAUUGUUGGCAAUUACCUUCAUGCAGGGCAACAGCUAUCCUGGCUCGCUAAUGGUUACUUCAUCACAUCCACAGUUGGGCAGCUCUUGUACGGCCGCCUCUCGGACAUAUGGUCACGCAAGGUGAUCCUAAUGGUCGGACUGGCCAUCUUCGGCCUAGGGUCGCUGGCAUCUUCUCUGGCGCAGACGGCUACCCAACUCAUCAUUUUCCGUUGUUUUACGGGUCUGGGCGGUGGCGGGCUCAUGACAGUUGCCCAGAUGAUCGGCGCCGUCACUGCACUAGCUAACGGAAUAGGUCCCGUCAUCGGCGGCACCCUAUCCUCCAAAGGCGGCGACUCAUGGCGCUGGAUCUUUCGCCUCAACCUGCCCCUGACGGCACUGUCUGCAGUAUGCGCCCUGUUUUUCAUGCCACUGAGGAAGGUCACUGGGGACUGGAAAGUGAAGACACGAGCCAUCGAUGUCGUAGGCAUCUUGCUUGCAUUGGCUGGCACCACCAGCUUGAUGCUUGGUUUGACUUGGGGUGGUGGCGAGUACCCCUGGGCUUCCGCAGCUGUCCUUACUACCCUCCUCGUGGGUUUCUUCAUCUGCGUCGUCUUUGUCUUGUGGCAGUGGAAGGGGCCGAGAUACCCGCUCGUACCUCUGGACAUUUUUCGCGCUCGCAUGACCAUCGGUGCAUGCAUCACCAUGGCUAUUAACGGGUGGAACUUUGUCGUUCAGGUCUACUACAUUCCCACCUUCUACCAGCUGGUCUACAACUAUGGGGCGACUAGAUCUGGUGUCAUGCUGCUUCCUAUCACCCUCGUGCAGACUGCGAGCAGUACCCUCUCGGGACUCAUAGUCCACUGGGUGGGACGUUACCGCGAGUGCAUCUUGUUCGGGUGGCUCUGCUGGUCGGUCGGUCUAGGCCUCAUGUCCACCCUCGACGAGACUUCUGGUCUAGGAAAGCAGAUCGGUUAUUCCCUGCUUAUUGGUGUGGGUGUGGGAAACACCCUUCAGCCAGCUCUGGUUGCCAUCCAGGCGGGCGUUCCAAGAAAGGAUAUGGCCGUUGUCACAUCCUUCCGCAACUUUGUGAGGAACUUGGGGGCCACAUUUGGGCUUGCCAUCUGCGGCACAAUUUUGAACAACAUCGUCAAGAGCUCGGUCAAUGAUCUAGAUCUAAGUGUGGAACAACGCGAUUCGCUUCUCAGUAACCCACAGCAGUACAUAUCGUCGCUUUCUGAUGAAGAUGCACAACGUAUCAGAGCCGUUCUCGCGCCCGCGUACCAGAAGUCUUUCAAGGUCAUUUUCGAGCUUGGUUCUGGCUUAGCAGCAGGAGCAUUCUUCGUAGCAUGGUUCUUGAUGCCACACAUUGACUUGUCCCGCCCCGACGAUCACAAGUUGAAAGAGGAGGGUCAUCAGGCACAACUGAAAGAAAACGCUGACGCCGCAGAGAAGUCUCCGUGA